AAUUCCCUUCGUUUUCUCUCUUUAAACCGUUCAUUUUCCACGAACUAUUCUCUCUCUAAGAUCCCUUCCUUGCCAUUGUUUGCUCCUACCCUUUUACUUGAUCGCUUCAAGUUAAAGUGAUCAUUUAGUCAUCUCUAAAGCUGUAUUUUGCUAGUGUUUUUGCUCUGCAAUGGAGUUCUGACUUAUGUUGAUGAGAUUCCCAUUUGAGCCCUAGAAACAAAUGGAUAAGAAAGAGCAUAUUGCAAUUUUUACUACUGCUAGCCUUCCAUGGUUGACAGGAACAGCCGUGAAUCCGCUGUUUCGUGCUGCAUAUCUCUCGAAAAAUGGGGAAAGAGAUGUCACCUUGGUGAUUCCUUGGUUAUCUUUGAAAGAUCAAGGACUACUGUAUCCCAACAAUAUUACAUUUUCUUCACCCUCCGAGCAUGAGAAGUAUAUCCGCCAAUGGGUUGAGGAUAGAGUUGGAUUUACAUCUGGUUUCAGCAUACAGUUUUAUCCUGCAAAGUUUGCUAGAGAUAAAGGGAGCAUUCUUGCUGUUGGAGAUAUUUCAGAAAUUAUCCCUGAUGAAGAGGCAGAUAUUGCUGUUCUAGAGGAGCCUGAGCACUUGACAUGGUAUCACCAUGGUAAAAGAUGGAAGACUAAAUUCAGGCUAGUUAUAGGAAUAAUUCACACAAAUUAUUUGGAAUAUGUGAAGAGAGAGAGGAAUGGAACCAUGCAAGCAUUUUUGCUGAAAUAUUUAAACAACUGGGUGGUUGGUAUAUAUUGUCACAAGGUAAUUAGACUAUCUGCUGCCACCCAGGAUUACAGUGGGUCCAUCGUUUGUAAUGUUCAUGGAGUUAAUCCAAAAUUCCUUGAGAUUGGCAAGAAAAAGAGGGAGCAACAACAGACGGGAGACCAGGCCUUUACCAAAAGUGCCUACUUUAUUGGGAAGAUGAUAUGGAGUAAAGGCUAUAAAGAAUUGCUGCAACUUCUUAGAAAUCAUCAAAAGGAAUUAGCUGGGCUUGAGGUUGAUUUAUUUGGCAGUGGAGAGGACUCAGAUGAAGUUCAGAAAGCUGCAAAAAAGUUGGAACUGGCAGUUAGAGUUCACCCAGCUCGUGAUCAUGCUGAUGCUCUCUUUCAUGAUUACAAACUGUUUCUUAAUCCGAGCACAACAGAUGUGGUUUGCACAACAACAGCAGAAGCUUUAGCAAUGGGCAAAAUCGUUGUGUGCGCGAACCAUCCCUCAAAUGAAUUUUUCAAACAGUUCCCAAAUUGUUGGACCUACGAUGACAGUGCUGGAUUUGUUAAACUCGUUCUAAAGGCACUGGCUGAAGAGCCUGCCCAGCCUACCGAUGCUCAGAGAUAUGGCCUUUCUUGGGAGGCUGCCACAGAACGGUUCCUUAAGGCUGCUGACCUGGACAAGCCAUUAGAAAGAAAAUUGUCUAGAAGUUCUUCAAACUUUAUGGCUACCUCGAUGAAUUUGCACCAGACAGUAGAGGAUGCAUCAGCAUAUAUACAUCAUGUAGCUUCUGGAUUUGAAAUAUCAAGAAGAAUAUUUGGUGCUAUUCCAGAUAGCUUGCAACCGGAUGAACAGCAACGCAAGGAGCUUGGGUUGACUAAUGCUGCCGGGGAACAAGGUUAAAAAGAUGAUAUUGGGAUGCAAUGAUAUUAACAUUAGUAUAAUUUUUUUUUUGUUUUGUUCCUAAAGGUUCAGAAAAUUGAUUUCUUUCUAGCCACAUAGAAAAAUGUAUGGUGCCUGGAAAUAUGUAAAAGGCAUCCCUGUGUAGCUUCAAGCAUGUUUAAAAUUAGCCCAUUUAAGUCAAAGCUUCUAUUGGUGUAAAUGAUAGAGAACAUGACAAUAUUAUCUGUGUCAUGACCUGUAUUUCCAUUUGUUUGUUCUAAUAAGUUAAACCCCAAACCCAUCUCAAGAACUUUGCUUUAGGAAUUUAGUGGAAAGAUGAUGGAUGCUUGGAAUCUAGAGUUGGCAUAGUAAGCUAUAGACUAUAAGCCAACUUAGAUUAACCCCACAAUUUCUCUGUUUUUGUUCUUUGAUCAGGUGUCUCCAUAGGUAUAGAAUUGAGAUUAGUCCUCAGGUUAGGGGUAGUGUUAGGUAAAAUCUUUUCAAGAGUACCAACUGCAGGAUUUGAAUCCCUUAACAUUGUAUAUGAAGUUGCCUAGAGUCAUAAUCUCCUUUCAUUGUGAUUAACCAAUGUUGAGUAGGGUUAGCUUACUUUGAGAAUUAAAUUUGUUAAACUUUUAAUUUUUUAUUGAUUACUAUUUGAGAUCUAAUUAUGU
Molecule: messenger RNA, 2271 nt
Organism: Abrus precatorius (Indian licorice)
Lineage: Eukaryota; Viridiplantae; Streptophyta; Magnoliopsida; Fabales; Fabaceae
Product: digalactosyldiacylglycerol synthase 2, chloroplastic
Exons: 5
Coding region: 221-1618 (465 amino acids)
Biological process (GO): galactolipid biosynthetic process
Cellular component (GO): chloroplast outer membrane
Molecular function (GO): digalactosyldiacylglycerol synthase activity
Source: RefSeq, a predicted model, not a curated record